This is a messenger RNA of Syngnathus typhle (broad-nosed pipefish), 1877 nucleotides long. RefSeq names its product hexosaminidase B (beta polypeptide) (gene hexb). The record is from RefSeq and is a predicted model, not a curated record. The transcript has 14 exons. Gene Ontology annotation, cellular component: membrane. Bases 80 to 1726 code for a protein of 548 amino acids. Gene Ontology annotation, molecular function: beta-N-acetylhexosaminidase activity. Lineage: Eukaryota; Metazoa; Chordata; Actinopteri; Syngnathiformes; Syngnathidae. Gene Ontology annotation, biological process: glycosaminoglycan metabolic process; carbohydrate metabolic process; ganglioside catabolic process.
CCCCGCCCAUUAGACGUCAGCCCCGGAUGCUGUUUUGCUUUCGAAGUGUCUUCCAACUCGCUGUCACUCUCGUCACAGCAUGUUUUCUUCCAUCGUCAACGUUUGCCUCCUGCUGGGGGUCUUGUCCUCCUGCUGGGGGAACCGGCAGGAAACCUGGGUCGACGAGGAGCUCCCCCGGGACACACAGCCUUCCAAAUGGGGGUCGUUGUGGCCGCUACCCCAGCGAGUGGACAUCUUUGACGCGUCGUUCAAGUUAGCGGCCGCCAGCUUUCAAAUCUUCGACGGCAAUUUGUCGUCGGCGGGGCCGAGCUGUAACCUCCUGCAGAACGCCUACAGAAGGUACUACAAGUACAUGUUUGGUGGGGCUAAAUCCAAACGGCCACACAGACAAGGCAACUUUCCAGAACUGAUGGGUCUGCAGGUGUUGAUCACAGACCCAAACCCGGAGUGUGACCAGUACCCCAGUGUUUCGUCCGAUGAGUCAUAUGAACUGUUGGUGGACCAGCCCUUUGCAAUCCUGAAGGCACCAAAAGUCUGGGGCGCCUUGCAUGGUCUGGAAACUUUCAGCCAGUUGGUUUAUGAAGAUGAAUUUGGGGCUAAAAGUGUCAAUAGGACCGAAAUCAGUGACUUCCCCCGAUUUGCUCACCGCGGCAUCUUAUUGGACACCUCGCGACACUUCCUACCUGUCAAAGUCCUUCUGACCAAUCUGGAAACAAUGGCAAUGAACAAGUUUAACGUCUUCCACUGGCACAUCGUAGACGAUCAAUCCUUUCCCUACAUGAGCCGAACAUUCCCGGACCUCAGCCAGAAGGGGGCGUACCACCCGUACACUCACGUGUACACCCCGUCCGACGUGAAGAUGAUCGUGGAAUUCGCUCGCCUGCGAGGCAUCCGCGUCAUCCCGGAAUUCGACACUCCGGGCCACACGCAGUCCUGGGGCAAAGGACAGGCGGAUCUACUGACACCUUGCUUUGCCGGCGCCGGACCGUCUGGUACCUUUGGCCCGGUCAACCCCAUCCUCAACACAAGCUACAACUUCAUGAGCCGCCUUUUCCAGGAGGUCGCCGCCGUCUUCCCGGACGACUACGUUCACCUGGGAGGUGACGAGGUGGACUUCACCUGCUGGAAGUCUAACCCUGACAUCCAGAAGUUCAUGGAGCAGCAAGGCUUCGGGAAAAACUACAGCAAGCUGGAGUCCUUCUAUAUUCAACGACUUUUGGACAUUGUGACGGCCACCAAGAAGGGCUACAUCAUCUGGCAGGAGGUCUUUGACAAUGGCGUGAAGCUGAAGGCCGACACACUCAUCCACGUGUGGAAAGGCAGCGAGCAGCAAUACCAGAAUGAGAUGGCCAACGUCACGGCGGCGGGUUACCGGACCCUACUGUCCACCCCCUGGUACCUGAACCGUAUCUCCUACGGCCAGGACUGGCAGGGCCAUUACAAGGCCGACCCGCAGGACUUUCAGGGAACCGAGGCGCAGAAGAAGCUGGUGAUGGGCGGAGAAGCCUGCAUGUGGGGGGAGUACGUGGACGCCACCAACCUCACGCCGCGACUCUGGCCUCGCGCCAGCGCCGUGGCCGAGCGCCUGUGGAGCGCCAAGGACGUGACGGACGUCAACGACGCGUACGCCAGGCUGUCCUCGCACCGCUGCCGCCUGCUCGAACGCGGGAUCGCCGCCGAGCCGUUGUUCUCCAGCUACUGCCCCCACGAGUUCAAGGGAAUCUGAGGAGGAAGAAAAGGAGGAAUCAAGUGUGCCAGCGCUGAAAGAAGGCACCUUUUUUUUUUUUUUAACGCACGCACACACACAAACACGCUCUGAUCAAUGCACUCUUUUAUCUUUGUAAGACUGACUGUGAAUAUAAAUGCUGAUCAAUUGA